Asparagus officinalis (garden asparagus) is the source of this 939-nucleotide messenger RNA. RefSeq names its product glutathione S-transferase T3-like. The transcript has 2 exons. NCBI's taxonomy places the organism in Eukaryota, Viridiplantae, Streptophyta, Magnoliopsida, Asparagales, Asparagaceae. Bases 1 to 939 code for a protein of 312 amino acids. The record is from RefSeq and is a predicted model, not a curated record.
AUGGAUCCCUCCCAAAACAACUACUAUUCGCAACUCCUUACCGGUGAAGGAUCGACCUUAUACUCGCCGUUCUAUACAGAAGUCGUAGAAGAAGGUCAUCCCAUCGAGUUAUCGCAAUCCGCAAUACAACAAGUGUCAUCCCAAGAAACACCGACCACAAAGAAGAAGAAGGCUUACACGCGGUCCGAAAAUUGGACUACCCAUGAGGAUAAGCUUCUUGUGUCUGCUUGGCUGAACACGAGCCAAGACUCCAUCCAAGGCACGGGGCAACACAAAGAUAAGUUCUGGCACAGAGCUAACGACUACUUUAUCCAAUACACCACCGAUCUAACGAGUCGCACACCAAACCAAAUGAUGCAUCGUUGGUCAACGAUUCAACUGUUGGUCAACAAGUUCUGCGGGUGCGUUGCUCAGAUUGAAGGAAGACAAAGAUCUGGUACUGGAAUUAUUGACCAGACUGCAGAAGUAAAAGAAUUAUACCAAUCCCUUUAUGGUAAGCCAUUCGUGUUGGACCAUUGCAGGGUUGAGUUGCGUCAUCACCAAAAAUGGAACCAACAAAUGGAAACUUACAAUAAGAUUCGAUCACAACCAAGAAGAAUCACGAACUCUGAUUCCUCACCGAACAACUCCAUGCCAGCGACCCCCAUCGAGUUGAACAUUGACUCGGAUGAUGUUAUAGCAAGGCCUGAAGGGAGGAAAGCGGCAAAACUCAAGAGGAAACAAAAUGUGGACAAAUCUGAGUCCGCUAAGUCCAUUAUGGGAGAGGCUUUCGCGUGGAUGAAGCAAACCAACAAAGAAAAAAUGGAGCUAAAACAGAAGAAACAAGAUGACGAUAUUAUGAAGAUCGAUCUCUCAACACUCAAUUCAGUUCAACGACAAUACUUUGAAAUGCGUCAGGCGGAGAUAUUGGAGAGGUGGAUGUCCAAGGGUUCUUCCUAA